Austrofundulus limnaeus is the source of this 3660-nucleotide messenger RNA. RefSeq names its product VPS16 core subunit of CORVET and HOPS complexes (gene vps16). Gene Ontology annotation, molecular function: actin binding. Bases 160 to 2661 code for a protein of 833 amino acids. The transcript is spliced from 24 exons. Gene Ontology annotation, biological process: endosomal transport; intracellular protein transport; vacuole fusion, non-autophagic. Gene Ontology annotation, cellular component: endosome; HOPS complex; cytoplasm. The record is from RefSeq and is a predicted model, not a curated record. Lineage: Eukaryota; Metazoa; Chordata; Actinopteri; Cyprinodontiformes; Rivulidae.
CUGUAAGCUAGCUGCGAAACAUCGAGGAAAAAAAACAAAACAAAAGUAAGAAGUCAGCUGACCGAUACAAAAACAGGUAGUUUUAUUCAAAAGUCGGUGUCAGAAUCCUUAUCACACAGUAAACUCAGAUCUYCUGUCGGUCCGCACGGACCCGGCAGCAUGGCCUUCAUCACAGCUAACUGGAACCCGCUGGGAGAUGCCUUCUACCGGAAAACUGAGCUUUAUGAGAUGUGUUGGAACAUCAGAGAUGGACUCAAAGACAGUCUGGUGGCCACAGCUCCGUACGGAGGACCGAUUGCCCUGCUCAGAGAACCCCACAGGCGGUCUCCCAGUUCACGUCCUCAGUUAGAGAUCUAUUCCACGUCAGGAGUUGCCAUUGCCAGUUUCCCUUGGAAGAGCGGUCCGGUGGUCCACCUGGGUUGGUCUUUCAGUGAUGAGCUGUUGUGUGUUCAGGAGGAUGGAACGGUUCUGAUCUAUGAUCUCUUUGGAUCCUUCAAGAGACACUUCAGUAUGGGACAGGAAGUGGUCCAGAGUCAAGURCUGGAGGCCAAGGUGUUCCACUCUCCCUAUGGAACAGGUAUUGCCAUAUUAACAGGCUCCUCCCGCUUCACCUUGACGACCAACAUUGAAGAUCUGAAGCUUCGCCGGUUACCUGAAGUUCCAGGUCUACAGGGGAAGCCGACCAGUUGGGUCGUCCUCACUCAGGACAGACAGACUAAAGUUUUGUUGUCCAUCGGGCCAGAACUCUAUGUCUUGGAUAAUACCUCCUGCAUUGCGGUGUGUCCUCCAGGUCUCGGUCAGGCUGGCAGCAUCGUCCAGAUGUCUGUUUCUUUUAGCUACAAAUACCUGGCCGUCUUCACGGACACUGGACGCCUGUGGACCGGUUCCUCCAACCUGCAGGAGAAACUGAGUGAAGUGGACACGAAUCAGACAGCAGCUCCAAAACAGAUGGUCUGGUGCCGCAGGCCGAAGAGUCAGCAGGCCUCUGUGGUCUUGAUGUGGGACACACUGCUCCUUGUUGUUGGAGAGUGUAGUGACACCAUCCAGUUCCCCAUUGAKAACCAGUCUGUGUUAGUGGGAGAACUGGACGGGGUUCGGAUCAUCAGCUCCACCACUCAGGAGCUGCUGCAGGAGGUUCCCCUGGUCUGUCAGGACAUCUUUAAGAUUGCCUCUAUGGCCCCAGGAGCCCUGCUUCUGGAGGCCCACCGUGAGUACGAGAAGUCCAGUCAGAAGGCUGACGAGUACCUGAGAGAAAUCAAGGAGCAGAACGUGCUGGGAGUCGCCGUCCGACAGUGUGUAGAGGCAGCGGGUCACGAGUACGACACUGAUACCCAGAAGGCACUUAUGAGGGCGGCRUCCUUCGGGAAGUGUUUCCUGACAGACUUCAGUCCCGAUCACUUUGUGACCACCUGCAGGGAGCUACGAGUGCUGAACGCUGUCAGAGAGAGCAGCGUGGGAAUGCCGCUCACGCACACUCAAUUCAAGCAGAUGACUCUACAGGUGCUGAUUGAUAGGUUGUUGUAUCGACAGUUUUAUCCAUUAGCCAUAGAAAUUUGUCGCUACCUGAAGAUUCCUGACUAUCAGGGUGUCAGCAGGGUCCUUAAGCACUGGGCGUCCUGCAAGGUGCAGCAGAAGGACCUAUCGGAUGAGGCCAUAGCUCGAGCCGUGUGUGCCAAAGUGGGAGACGCGCCUGGAGUUUCUUACUCGUACAUCGCUGCUAAAGCUUAUGAGUGUGGGCACACUGAGCUCGCCAUCAAGCUGCUGGACUUUGAGGCUCGCUCUGGUGAACAGGUUCCUCUGCUCCUGAAGAUGAAGAGGAGUCAGCUGGCCCUCAGUAAAGCUGUGGAGAGCGGUGACACUGACCUGGUUUACACAGUGGUGACGUACCUGAAGAAUGAGAUGAAUCGAGGAGAUUUCUUCAUGACUCUGAGGAACCAGCCGGUGGCGCUCAGCCUCUACAGACAGUUCUGUAAACUGCAGGAGCAGGAGACGCUCAAAGAUCUUUACAACCAGGACGAUGAUCAUCAGGAGCUGGCUAACUUCUAUGUCAGGGCCAGUUACAGAGAACAGAGGCUGGAGGGCCGAAUGUCCAACCUGCAGAGUGCCGUCGACGAAUACAACAAGGCUAAAAAUGACUUUGCUGCUAAGGCCACAGAAGAAGAGAUGCGGCUCCUUCGUUUUCAACGAAAGAUGGACGAUGAGAAAGGGGCGGGGCUUCUUGGACUUUCCCUACAGGCCACCAUGGAGGCGCUGAUGUCUUUGGGACUUCACAAACAGGCAGAGCAACUCUACAAAGACUUCCGGGUGCCUGACAAAAGGUACUGGUGGCUGAAGCUCAAGUCUCURGCAGAGAAGGAGGAGUGGGAGGAGUUAGAGAAAUUCUCAAAGAGCAAAAAGUCCCCCAUUGGUUAUCUUGCGUUUGUGGAGGUUUGCAUAAAGAACAACAACAGGUAUGAAGCCAAGAAGUACAUCUCUAAGGUCACACCUGAGCAGAAGGUGAAAGCUCACCUGGCCGUGAGUGACUUGGAGGGGGCGGCGGACGCUGCCAUCGAGCGGAAGAACGAAUCAGAGAUGGGGGCGGUCCUUUCCAGAUGUGCCGCCUCCGACCGCCUGCUGAUUGACAAGUUGAACCGAGCGCGAGCUGCUGUCGCUAAAAAGUGAUCUGUGGGAGGCGUUACCGUUGCAACAGGCUCCUCCCACAGAAUUUGACAUCACUGGUUUUUAAUCAGCUGAUUGUUUUUUUCUGUAAUUUAAAUAAACUUUAUUCAGCAAAGCAACUGCAUGCUGCUGGAUCAGGUUCUGUUCUCUGAGGAGCUCUGACCCAGGACACGUUUGGACCGCUGUUCUGAUGGUUCUGUCCAUAGAAGUUUGCCACUUCCUCCUGCGGUUCCUUCACAAUCAAAGCUUUCCAUCCCACAGAAGCCACCAGUGUUUUAUUGUGAAAGAGUAACAAGAAAAGUCUUCAUUUUGCGAAUGUGUGUUUCUGAUUAAAUGCUCAACUUUAAUUUAUAAURGUAAUAAAUUAAAUCAUGCGAAGCUAAACUGACACCCUGCUUUUUGGGUGUUUCUUGCCCUUCAAACCGGUUUUAUCUUUGAUUCAGUCUAACUCCAGAACUUGGAACUGAACAAAAGUCACUUUUUUAUGACAACUGAAAAAAACCCUAAUAUUUAGGUAAAACAGAAGUUUCUGUUUCUUAUCUAGAGGAAUUUUAACCUGUAAGGAUUGUUACUUUUUAGACGUAAGACUGGAAACAACUGAAGGUGCUUGUUUCUUUCUUCCAGAGAAACUUAAGGUACUAAACUUAGGUUCUGGUUCCUGACCCCCAACUCCAACUGAUGAUUGAUGAAGUAUAAUUUGAUCGGUUGAUUUACUUAUUCAUUGAUUGGUUUAUUAUACUUCCAGUUGUUAUAAAUGUGCUKUUUAUAAAAUCUUUUUUUAGUUGAAAAGUUCAAUUUCUGUUUUUGUUCUGUAUUCUAUCAUUGAGUACUGACUCAGGAACUUUUGGUGAGCCGCCGGGAGGGGCGGUGCUUAGUCAGCAGACCAUCCCCGCCCACCACUCCCGACGGCUGAACAACAAACACCCCCUGGUGGUUCAGUUAGUUUGAAUGGAAAAUAUUUUUUGUUGAACAAUAAUACAGUCAUUUUAUGUUCAAAUAAAA